This is a messenger RNA of Neospora caninum, 1758 nucleotides long. RefSeq lists its product as hypothetical. The transcript has 4 exons. The record is from RefSeq and is a predicted model, not a curated record. Bases 1 to 1758 code for a protein of 585 amino acids. NCBI's taxonomy places the organism in Eukaryota, Apicomplexa, Conoidasida, Eucoccidiorida, Sarcocystidae.
AUGAGCCGUUCAGCGCGCCAGACCGCGCUCGGCCGUCGCUGGCCGCGGUGCGCGCUCGCCGCCGUGCUCCUCGUCUGCUCGUGCAGCUUCACAGCCGCAACGAAAGCGGUUCCCGCCCAAGUGGUUCCAGCGCGCUCCGAGGCCUCGGCAGGGGACGCGGCGAGCGGCGUUCCUCUGCUGGAGCCGCUGGAGGAGAGUGCAGCGAGAAGAAGGCAACGAAGAGCGCAGCGCGACGAGGCCGCUCCGGGCGCGUCGCAGAGCGCCGGACAGCCAUGGGGGUAUCGAGCAGACGAGUCGACCGCACGCUCUGUGGCUGCCUGGGACGAAGCAUCCACGGGAGGGGCGGAGUCGGCGAGGCGCCGUGGACACAAAGAUGGGCGAGAGAACCGACGCUCAAGAGAGCCCAGUGAAGAAGAUCGCGAGCGAGACGACACAGCGAGCGAGGAGCGCAGGUCAGAGGGGCGGGACGCGUCGGAGAGAAGGUGGAGGGAGAAAAAGAGGAGGAGCGCCGAGGAUUCGCAAGAUGCGAGAACGAGCGAGACAGGGGGAGGCGGGCGGGCAAGAGACGCCGGCAGCUCUCAGGGAUCGCAGAGACACCGAGGAGAGGGCGGCCGAGCACAGCGAGAGAGCGACAGGGAAGCGAAGGAGCGGAGAGAAGUGGACCGAAGAAAAAGGGAGGAGAACCUCUGGCGCGACGACGAACAGACUGCCAAUCGCUGGGCUUGGCGCAAGGGCGCCAGCGUGAGAACGAAGAGCGUAGUCAAGACGAACCAUUUACCGUUCGAGGACGGCGGAUACCUCUUCCGCGACUCCGAAAGGCAUCCAUCGGCGAGAGCCACAGGCUUCAUCUCGAAACUCAAGACGGCGUUGACGGGAAACCGCGCGGGACGCACGGGGAAAGUCGGGAAAGGCAGCGCCAGUGCGUACUGGAACUCCUUGCUUGGCGUACUUGGAGUUGCGCUGCUGGCAGUGGCGUUGAAGAGUCAGCUCAAUGCGGAGCGCCUGCUCGUCACGGCUUCAAAGCAGCUGCAGAGGUCAGAGGAGCUCAUUGCACUUGCCAAGUUGCUCGAGUCCGGGCAAACGCCCGAGACGGCCGCUGUAGCCGGAGAGUCUCCGGCCGACGGGGCGGGCGCGGCAGGCGCUGCAGCGCCAAAGGACCCCGAAGCAGGCCGAACUGAACGCGGGUGGACCGUCGGUCUCCCCCGUUUCUGGGCGCGGAAACGGGCGGCUUUACCGCCGACUUCGAGUAGAGACACCAGGGAGGCGGACCCAGCUGUGAUUUCCGAACGGAUCGUACGGCCGAAACGGCCCCCGGAGAUCGACAGUCGACGCAGCAGCCUCCACGUCGAAUCCAAAGGCCGUUCCUCUCCCAAAAAAUAUCAACACAACGAAGAUGCACUGGAUCUCGGUUACUGGAGACGGCGUCACGGCAAACAGGGAGCGGAAAUCGCCCGCCAAGCGUAUCGCGAUAGAACGCGGUGGGACGAGGCCUAUGGCGAGCCCGACUUUGGCGGCGCAAUGCACCACAGGCCGCAUGCAGAGGAACUGGAAAAGGCGGAUGAUCAGCUGGCGCAUGUGACACGAGAUAAAAAAAAGACGACUGGGCAACGGCUGCAGAGAGUCCUGUUCAGUGACUUGGGUCAGCGCUUCACUCGCAGUCUCCUCGGCGCUCAGCGCCUGCGCCUGCUUCCGUCGCAGCUCAAGGGCGUUUGCGUGCCUCGGGUUCCUGGACAGCCGUUCCAAAAAGGUCGGGAUUGA